Molecule: messenger RNA, 3048 nt
Organism: Thelazia callipaeda (thelaziosis nematode)
Lineage: Eukaryota; Metazoa; Nematoda; Chromadorea; Rhabditida; Thelaziidae
Source: the annotation of a GenBank genome assembly
AUGAAUGAUUAUGAUAACGAAAAUAGUUCAAAUUUUUUGCUUCAGAUGAAUAUUAUGGAACAAGAAGAUGGCGAAGUUAGUGAUUUAUCUGACUAUGAUGUAAGUUCCUUAUCGAUUGCUGAAAUUGCCCCCACUGUAUUGGAUAUUUAUGAUGAAGAGAAAAUGCUAGACCACCAAGUAUGUAAACAAUGUUGUCAAGACGAUAAAGUAUCCUUCAAGACAGAUGUCAACGUCUGCAAAAAAACAGCUUUCGAAAAAUUGAAAAAUAUGAGCUUCAGUUCUAAAUCGAAACUGCCACUUCGGAAGGGACUGCAUCAGCAGUCACCACAUCAUGACAGCGAUGAAGAAAGGCGACAACGGAAAAGACACUGGGAUGAACGAACUAAUCAGCAGGAAUGUCAUCAAACACUAGUCGAAGAACGACCUAGACCAUUAAAAGAAGCAGUUGCAUCUGCUGAUAUGAUUGCAUUAUCAGAACUAAUCACUUCUGAUGAAAGUGCUGUACGCCCUGCUGACCAGCCUCACACAUUACGUCAACGGGUCGAAACUCUAAUCAGUGUUAAAGAAAGUGAGGCUAUCAGUAUGUCGGAUAAAGAGCUCCGAAAUCUAAUUGCUCGCAUGUUUGAACUUGAUAAGGAGCAACAGAGAUUACUGCAAGGUCGACAAACUCAAUUUGAAACUCUGCAAGGAAUAUACAAGGAGGUUAAAAAGGACAUUGAAAAUUUGUUGUCCAUCAUUCCAACACAUUCGAGACUGGAUCUCCCAUCUUUGCCUCAAAUUCUGCAACCGUUGUUUAAUGAAAGCUCGAAAAGUAACGGAGAAGCAAUACCUGGUUUGUUAGAAGAAGAACAUACACAGCAGACUAAUAUCCCUGAUCCAUCUCAAGGAGUUGUUCUUGCAAAUGCAAGGUUGAGUUCUGGAAAUGAUUCUGAAGUGAAUCAACACAGUAAAGAAUUACGUGCUGGAGGACGAAUCAGAUUUGAUGACGUUGGAAAUAUUUCUAGUGAUUUACAAAAAGCAGAAAAUAAUGGAGCAAUCUUUGGUGGUCUGCUGAAUAAACGUGGAAUACACGAAGAUUUAAGUCGAACUGAAAUGAGAAGCAUAAAAAUUGAUGGUGGAUCAAACAUAGUGAACACUACUGGUCGUAUGCAACACGUUGGUACAAUUACAGAACAAACACUAUGUCCUGUCAACGGAAAAAGGAAUCAGUUCCCUAACUUAUGUGCUCCUACUCAUGUGGACCGAUCUUCUUUAGUGAUUCCGUCGACAAGCACUUAUGAUCCUAACUCUGAGCCAUUCGGGAGAUCAGAUUUUGCAGAAAGUAAUCUACAAUUUGCUGGAGGAGAUUCGUCUUAUGAAUUGUUUUCGAAGGGUAAUCUUCCACUUCAGGUGGAUAACUUUAACAGUCGUUCAUCUGUAUUGCUAAAUUUGACUAAUUCAGCCAGUUCAAGUCAAACAUCUUAUCCAACCAGUUGUCAAAUGUACGAUGCAUUUAAGCAGUCAGUCAUGUCAGGUCAAACCGUGACGCAAACAGAUGCAAUAAGUAAGCUAAAAUUCAAAAAGAAUGACAGUGGCAUACAAGUAAUUGGUCAACACUCCUUCGCGGGGUCACAAAGUUCAAAUAAGUUUCAUCUUAAUAAGCCUCCUUCACCACUUCCAACAAGUUCAAAUUUUCCUACGUCUGUUUCUUUAUGUUCUACGAUAGAUUCUGUGGAUGGUGAUAAAUCGCUUUGUAAUACAUAUCACAAAAAUCUUAUUCAUAUGAAUUCGAGUGAAGUCAAAAGCAGCUCUCAAGUACCUCUUCCUAAUCUCUCUGAGCCUCCUCCACUUUAUAAACCUGCUUCGGUCAGCGUUCCGGCUGUAUUGUCAAAUAUGAUGCAUAUGAAUAUUUUGCAAAAUUCAUUACCGGCUCGUUCGGUACCAGCAUCAGUUUCCAUCUCACCUUCAAACCAUGCAUCCGCGUCUCACCAAUUGCUUCCAUCAGCUUCUGUGACUAAUUCUCUUACUGUUUUAUCUGAGACUACUGCAUCAUCAAAUACUCAUUUAAAGUCUAGUAAUGCAGCUGUAAUUGUUGCGUCACUUUUAUUGAAUUCUAGACCAACUACGGUCACUGUUCCACCGCCUAACUUUUCUGUACCUCCACCUAUAGCACCAUCCUUAAAGGCGAGAACUGAACCUAAUCUAGUACAUCAUAUUGAACCAACUAGCUCUGGUGAUUCCAAGCCAGGAAUUUCUACAAUCGCACCAGUACCUAAGAAUUUAACUGAAAUCAAGACUGAAGUACUGCGAAACAAUCCUGGUUUUACUAGCAUACUCUCGAUGUGUGUUCCACCGCCUUCAUUUUCAGUACCACCGCCUCGACCAUUAAACACUGGUCCUAAUUUUUCUAAUCCUCCUCCUAUGCCUUCAGCUGGGAUGGUAUCGAGACCACUGUCGUUAAAUUUAAGACCCAUGACUACACCACCGCCAAAUCUCAUCUCAGGAUCUGUAAACUUGAACUGUCCACCACCAGAUAUGUCUCAGCCACCUCCUAAUAUUCGUAAUGUUCGUAUUGGUAGCAGCACAGAAGGUAUUCAGCGCAUGGUCACACCAAUGAUCGGACUUCCUUCCGUGAGUAAUCAACCACCUACAGAGGUUAUCUCAAAAUCCGUCAUAAAUGUUCAAAGCAGAAUUGGAGAGGUCAGGUUUCAUCAUGAUGUGUCGAUAAAUCAACGGUUGUCAAUGAAUAUGGAGAAUAUAUUGAAUAAAUUGAGACUUCCAGCAGUUGCUGGACUACCUAGGCCACUUUCUUCAGUGGGGAGACUACCUCCACCGCUUAUGUUUUCUCCUGGAAUUCGUACUAAUCCGAUUUCUAGAAUUUCGAGUUUCAGCAAAAGGAAAGGACCACAGGUUCGUUCGUUGACAACUCGGGUAGAACAGUGUCAAAAGCGACAAAUUAGCGAUAUGGUGGCUAUCAUUCCUGAAGAGCAUGAUCAUCCCAGUUCACAUGGGGAUCCGGAUGAUAAUAUUUUUCUCAUUGUAUCUGAUGAAGAGGAUGCAAACAAAUAA